Messenger RNA from Polyodon spathula (Mississippi paddlefish), 1867 nucleotides. Its product is annotated as pleckstrin homology domain-containing family G member 5-like. Lineage: Eukaryota; Metazoa; Chordata; Actinopteri; Acipenseriformes; Polyodontidae. Gene Ontology annotation, biological process: Rho protein signal transduction; endothelial cell migration. The record is from RefSeq and is a predicted model, not a curated record. The transcript has 10 exons. Gene Ontology annotation, cellular component: axon; endocytic vesicle; plasma membrane. Bases 701 to 1867 code for a protein of 388 amino acids.
ACUCCUAUUGCACAGCAGUGUUACCCAGUCCAGGUUUUACUGCCAGCUUGAUCAGCCCCAGUGUGUCUAGCUAACAAGCUCAGUUCAGGGCGAUUUAUUUUCCUGUAGGAGUGAAUUGAGAAGGAGGCUUUGUACCGGCCACUCUCACACCAUUGGUCAGUCCCUGUGCCGUCCCAGCAUGCACUUCUCCACGGCAUGAAUACACUGCUUGUCCACACUGACGGAGCCCCCUGCCCCCCUCUAUUUCAGGGGCUGCUGCCUGUCUUUCAAACCCAGGGCAAGAUCUGGCUUUCAGGCAGAAGGACAGCGUGUGAUCGCAGGAGAGUUUGAAGCGAGGCUUGUUUGUGUUUAGUUUUCUAAGCCAGAAGAGACAGUAAGCCAUCGAGGGGUCUGAGCUGGACUUCAUGUGAGAGGAACCAGGACCAGGACCAGAACCAGGACUUUGCUUCAUCAGAUAUUUUUAAAACACAUUAAAAAAUUAUCUUGAUUUGUUAUUUUUAAUAAUGAGGGUUAGGAGCAGAGGGGCAGCAUGACAGAGGAGGAAUAACGAAGGAAGAAGAGCAGGAAAAGGAAGGUGGAAGAGAAGAAUUGAAGGAAGAAGAAAAAAGGAAAAACGGAAGGAAGGAAGAGAAAGCAAUGUUCUCUUAGAAGGAGUUAUUCAUUUAUUCAUUUAUUUAUUUCGUGGGGGUGACCCCUGAGCAUGUUCCUGUACUGGAAGAAGCGGGGUGCGUACGAGCUGGAGACGGAGUUGGGGGAGCUGGGGGGGUACACCCCUCUUGAGAAGUACUCCUGGGACUCCAGUCUGCACAUCAGUGAGGACCUGAGAGAUGAGCAGAGCCCCCCUGCUGCGGGAUUCCUGGCCUGUCAGCACCCGGACUGUGUGGGGGGCCGGAGGGCAGUCAGGGUGUGUCACCACCUGGACUGCCAGGCUCUGAACAGCCACACCCCCCUGAACCUGUGCGAGUCAUGUGACUCCCGCUGUCACCACGAGCAACCUGGAGACAGCAUGCACUACGACAGACACCCCCGCUUCCACCUGCAGCCACAGGGUUCGAUCCUGGCUCGAAACAUGUCGACGCGGUCCUGCCCCCCCCGCACCAGCCCCCCCUCUGACGUGGAGGAGGAGGACGAGGGGGAGGGGGGAGGCGACACUGCCAAGGGGGAUCAGAGAAGCGCAUCAUUGAAGCUGAACAAAAAAAAACCAAGACGAAGACACACUGAUGACCCCAGUAAGGAGUGCUUCACGCUGAAGUUCGACCUGAACGUGGACAUCGAGUCCGAGAUCGUCCCUGCCAUGAAGAAGAAGACACUCAGGGAGGUCCUGUGCCCUGUGUUUGAGAGGAAGGGGAUUGAGCUGGAGAAGGUGGAUCUGUUCCUCGACCAGUCCAACACGCCGCUGUCUCUCGGGUUCGAGGCGUACAGAUUCGGGGGGCACUACCUCAAGAUCAAAGGUAGUGACACCAGGACUGGAUCACACCACUCUGCAGUGGGAGUGUCAUACUCCCAUCCCUGUGACGUGCCUCCCCUCUCCCCUCUCCCCUCUUCAUCACUGCCUCCUACACUCCCAGAGUCUUCCCAGAUGGGAUUGCUGCCCUCACAGUCCCGGCUAUCAAUAUCUUUGGACAUCCGUCAACUUCUGAUCUCCAUGCUCAGGAAUGGCUUCUUCAAUCCUUUGGAUGACCUCACCAUGGAGCUUGCAUUUAUGCGUGCAGCAUGCAGUUUCUUUCCUGUCCCACUGGUGCGGUUUUGUGGGGAGCCGGGGGUCCAUCCUUUGGGGGGAGAUCCCGCGGGUAUCCAGCGGGUGCCGGCCCUCACUUCGGGGCUCAUGCCUGAUGGAGGUCGAUUCUAUGAACAGGACUUGUCUUGA